Messenger RNA from Rosa rugosa (rugosa rose), 756 nucleotides. RefSeq names its product DNA polymerase II subunit B4. Gene Ontology annotation, molecular function: protein heterodimerization activity; chromatin DNA binding. Gene Ontology annotation, biological process: leading strand elongation; heterochromatin formation; DNA damage response. NCBI's taxonomy places the organism in Eukaryota, Viridiplantae, Streptophyta, Magnoliopsida, Rosales, Rosaceae. The record is from RefSeq and is a predicted model, not a curated record. Gene Ontology annotation, cellular component: CHRAC; epsilon DNA polymerase complex. The transcript is spliced from 3 exons. The coding region runs from base 96 to 581 and encodes 161 amino acids.
AUGAAUGUUUUGGAAAAUUACAAUUCUAACCCCAACCCCUCUCCAGCUCAAAAGCGAUUCCAGGCUCCAGGUAUUGCGAGAAACACAGGGUAACAAUGGAAACGGCGGAGCUGCCCAAGACUAUCGUGCGCCGUGUGGUGAAGGAUAAGCUUUCCGAGUGCUCCAAAGGCGACGGCGACCUGAACGUCCACAAAGAAGCUCUCACCGCCUUCUCCGAGAGCGCCCGCAUCUUCAUCCACUACCUCUCCGCCACAGCCAACGACAUAUGCAAGGGAUCGAAGAGGCAGACGAUCAACGGCGACGACGUUUUGAAGGCGUUGGAGGACAUUGAGUUCCCUGAGUUCGUCGAGCCUCUCAAGGCCUCUCUUGAAGGGCUGAGGGAGAAGAAUGCUGGGAAGAAGGCAGGAACAUCAAAGGCAAAGGAAGAGAUAACAAAAGAGGCGAAAACAAAGGAAGUGAAAAAGAAGAGGAAAUUGGAAGAGCUGCCGCCCAAGGAAGAGGAAGAGGAAGAGGAAGAAGAGGAAGAAAACCAAGAUGGGGAUGGCGGCGAUGGCACUAGCGAAAGCUCGAGCAAAGAAUGAACAGUUUCUGCUAGUUUUGUAUUGCUUUUUCUUUCAGGCUGUAGUUCGGAGCUGAAUCGAAGUUCAUGUUUGUUAGAAUGGUUCCUGAACAAUUACUUGUUUGAGUCGCAAUGUGGCCACUCAAUUUUUCCCCUGUUUGCACCAUCAAAAAUCAUGCUUCAUUUUAAAAAUGCAA